UAUCAAACUAACUAUUUAACAGACGGGUUCAUUUGUCGAAAUAUUUUCAUCAAAAUAUGAAUUUGCAUAAAAAUCCACCAUCUUACUCAUCACGUUCUUCUUGUAACUGUUGCGAACAGUUUCUACAAGUUUUUAGGUUGUUAUCCUCCAUAAAUGCAAAAUUCUGGUUUAUUAGUCGUUGACAUUAUCUCGUCCGUUAUUUCGAGCGAUUAUCAUGCUUUGCAUAAAGUCAGGAUGUGUCUCAAUAUUUGUGAAUGGACCUGUAUAACGUUCUAACAGUGGUAUCAAACAGUAGUAUCGUUUUGUUAAUUUAGGUUAAUCUAAUUGUAAUCGAAUAAUGAAUUAGGAUUUGAUAUUCAGCCAUGCCCACGAAGAGUCUGCAAGCAGUGGAUAUCUUAGAAGCCCUCGAAUCGAAGCUCGCGUACAUUCCAGGAGGUCGUGAUCGCGAAGGAAGACCUUUGAUAGUGGUUAAUGUUCCCUCAGAACUUCAACCGACCACGAAGCCCAGGUUGGAAACGCUGAUCGCCUAUUUCUUGUCAAUUUUUAGCGAGGAGACGAAGAAAAAUGGAUUGGUGUUGAUAGUGGACGCGCAAAGAGGUGCAUGGCGUGUGGCAAGGUCUUGCAUUAGGCUAUCUACCAUACUUCUGGGAGCUUCUGCAGCUUCUGUGAUAGUAGUGCGCCCAGACGGUUUCUGGGAUAAGAGAGUGGAUAGCUGUACGAAGUCGCACAAAGAAGGAGAGCCGACGUAUCUCACCCUGACGAGGCUUCAGCUUCACAUUGACUAUGCUCAGCUGGCGUACGAACUGGGUGGCAACAAGCCGUACGACCACGCGGACUGGAUCCAGAAACGCGUGGUAAUCGUCUCUCGUCUAUAA
Messenger RNA from Bombus pascuorum, 875 nucleotides. Its product is annotated as SEC14 domain and spectrin repeat-containing protein 1-like. The transcript has 3 exons. The coding region runs from base 363 to 875 and encodes 170 amino acids. NCBI's taxonomy places the organism in Eukaryota, Metazoa, Arthropoda, Insecta, Hymenoptera, Apidae. The record is from RefSeq and is a predicted model, not a curated record.